GCUGCUCGCUCUCUUCCCCGUUCUUGCUCGCCGUGGGCACCUCGCUUCCCAUGCAACAUCCAUUCCAGCCCAUUCCUCUCCAGCCUACCCUUCUUCCCGUGUAAUUUCAUUCCUCUCUUUUUUUCAAUUCUUUCGGUUCCGUCCUGCGCCACCUGUCAUCGCGAUAUUGGGACCAUCGCGGGCGGAAACAACCGACGACUUUGCGACUCGAAACAAACCCAAACGAAUUCAUCGACGAAUAGCUGCCAACUCGAAUACGCAUGUCGGACACGGCGGCCCAGCGAGCGUCAUUCCCCCACACCCAGGAAACCUAAACACGAUCAGAGAACGUCCUUUCCCACCUGCUUGCAGCACCGAACACCGCCAGCACAUUUACCGCCUGUAAUUGCGAGCUGCACGCUGCAUCCGAGCAUCACCUUCCUACACUCCUCGCUCACUGGCAAUCACCGAGACGCUCUUUUUGCACAAUCCUCGACGAACAGCGAUCGCAUCUUACGUCGCGCCCCCCUCGAGCCUCUUCGCUGAACCGCCCUCUAGCGGCUGGCGAUAAUUGCCCACAAUGUUACGACACGGGAGCAUACUGGGGCUCUUCCUGAAGCCCCUCAGCUGGAUUCCCAGCGGCCCUCAACAUGCCGCCUACGCUGCUGCCCUUGGCUUGGUGGCGAUCCAGGUUGGCAUUGGUAUCAUCAUGAAGAUUUCCCAGACAGGCGGAUCCUAUUCGUUUUCUCCCUCGGCGUCUGUCACCAUCUCCGAGUUCCUCAAGAUGGUAUUGUCGACCAUCUUCUUCUACAACGAAUGCAAGCGCAGGGUAGCCGAUGGUAUUCGCCCAUCAACUCGGGGCGGUGGCAGUGGCUAUGCCUCCAUUGCCACAGAACUCCCUUUGGCCGAGAGAAGCAGCUUGGAUGAGAAGCGGGAAGAGGAGGGACUGAACGGCAGUGCUAGCUCGUCUAGCACUGGCAACAUUGUUGAGAGAAACAAUGGCCCGCUUCCGCCGCUCGACGUGAGGACCUAUUGGAGCUACGUCCGUGGCGAGGUUACCAGAGAUGUGCGAUAUGGCUUCUGCAACUUGGCGCUCUUUUACGUGCUCAUCAACAACUCGAUCUUUGUAAGCUACAAAAUGGCCGACCCCGGGACGAUUCAACUCACCAAGAGCGGUGUGACCUUCAUCACCGCCUUGGUUAUGAUUGCGACUUUGAACACCAAGAUCUCCAAGAUCCAGUGGAUUGCCAUCCUCAUGCAGAUUUGCGGUUUGAUGGUGACCCAGUACAACCCCACGACAGGCACGACCUACCCGUUCAGCACCUACUUCAUCUUGCUCUUCCAGGUCUUCCUCAGUGCCUCAUCAGGCGUGUACAAUCAGGCUCUGCUCAAGACCGACGACUCAAGCUUGCAUGCCGACAACAUGAUUCUUUACGGAGCGGGUGCUGCCAUGAACCUUUUGUGCCACUUGGUCAUCAAGACGUUGAAGGCCGAUGAGCCGGGAUUCUUUGAAGGUUACACCAGCUUUGGCGCCAUCAUGGUUAUUGUCAGCAAUGUCUUCAUUGGCCUUGCCAUUACCGCUGUAUACAAAUAUGCCGACGCCGUCAUCAAGUGCUUCGCCACGGCUGUUGCCACUGGCAUUCUCCUCUACGUUUCACCCAUCCUGUUUGGCACCUCGCUCAGCUUCCUCGUACUGCCUGGUACUGUCGUCGUCUUUGUUGCAUCAUGGCUCUACAUGGACAACCCGCCUCCCAAGGACCCCAACGCUGCCGCGACCAACGAGCCUCAGAAGAUGUCGUUGUUCGCCAAGAUGGCAGCUGUUGCGAGAAAGUUCAACAAAGUCUUUCUCGCCGUAGCCACAUUCAUCACCGUUGUUAUCGUGGCAUUCCUCACCAUGUCCGAGGCCAAGAUGCCCGAUUUUGCCAAGGAGGGAGCAACCGCUCCAUCUGCGCCAUCCGGACCGAAGCCUGUCACUGGCGGCGAGAGCAAGAUCGAGUCGCCAUUCAAGAACACGAUGGCCAUGAUUCGGUGGAACUCUGCUCGUCCGGAGCGCGUUCCGAUGCUGCAGAAGUACGAGCCGUUCUUCCACACCGUGCACAUUUCUAUGCCCAACAUGUUCAAGGAGGAGGAUCCCGAGUUCCACAACCUUACCCACGAUCAAUUCCCGGGAACCUUUACCGUCUACAAGCAGGUGUCCCGUACUAUGAAGCUUAUCCUCGAUACCCAACCCGAGAUCGACGGUUUAAUGUACUACCACUUCGAUGCCUGGAUUGACCCUCUUGGAUGGACGGGUAUGAACCCAUACAACAUCCACUUCCCCGCCAUCAUCGACACUGCCCCGCCGUCCCACGGUGGACCCGAGUACAUGUGCCUUACCGACACCAAGAACUACAACUGGUGGGGAUGGGGCCAGGACUUCCACCGCACCGCCAUGGCCGCGGCCGCCGUCGUCGACAACUUUGACCUCGAGUACAAGAUCAGACGCGACGAGUGGUGUGUUGGCUGGAGUGAUAUUUACUACAUUCCGAGACGGUUCUUCGCCGAUUACAUCUUCCUUUCCGAAAUCUUUGCUGGCUUCGGAGUCUUCCACGAGGUGGCAAUUCCUACCAUUGUCCGCAUCAUCGACCAGAGUCGUCGCCGCAACCCGUACCGGUCUAUCAUUGACCACAUCAGUGACUGCUGGGGCCACUGCUGCAGCUCCAACCCCAAGAUCCGCGAUGUCCUCGGUGCCCGCUGCGGCCAUCGUCUCAACUACUUGGAGGAAGCGCCUACUAAGGCAUUUUACGACAAGCUUGACGCCCAGGCUUCCAUUCUCGGCCACCCUCUCAACUCGACCAGGUAUGCCAUGUCCAGUGCUGAUGCUGCCCACCUGUUCGAUAGCGCAGCCCUGGCGAGCAUCAACAACGGCGAAGCCAAGAAGGUCAAGCCGAUCAACGAUGACGCUUUGGAGGAUGAUCAGCGGGCGGACAAGCUGGCGGCAGACAAGUCGAGCGAAGAGAAGGACAAGCUCAAAUCCGAGCACGCUCCCGUUGACAAGACGGAGAGCCCUGGCAAUCCCAAGGCUGACCCCAGCAAGAUUGCUACGCCCAAGGAAAACAAGGAAGUGCCAAAGAAGGAAGAACACAAGGAGGAGCAUAAGGACGAGAAGAAUGAAGGUGACAAGAAGGUCGAUCCCAACGACGCCCUCAGGGAAGCAGAUCGGGAGGCGGACGUCAAGCGGAUGCUACGACGUGAAGUUGUGGCCGCUGUUGCCGGACUCGGUUAUUAACCUCAUAUACCCCUACAUUUCUUUCCUUUCCUGUAUUCUUUCUUGUAACCCCCCUUUGACGAUACUCUGUUUGACGAUGCCAAAGCAACUACUUGAGGGAGACUUUGAGCAAGGAGUCGAACGGUCUGAUUUAGGUUGGGCCACUACCAGAGGGGCAACGAGACACGACAAUAAAGGCUGUAUUGGCAGCAUUGAACUGGUAGAUAUUUUCCCCUGAUGGCAUGGAGCGGCCAUUGUGUGCACACCGACGGAGCGAGUGCUUCUUACAAGCUCUCUGGAUACGGUACGAUAUAGACUUUGUCAACAUUUUAGUAGUUCAUGAGCAAAAGAAGGCUUCUUUUUUCUUUCUCACUAGUUUUUUUUUUCCGGGACGGGUACUAGGCGUAAAAGAGACACGGGGGGCAAUGCUCUUGACAGUGGAGAGGGGAGCGUGGGGCUUGGAGCUUGAAUAAGCUCGGUUAAGUCUGUCUGGAUUAUUAGUGUGAACCAAAAAUACAACGCAUG
Colletotrichum scovillei is the source of this 3751-nucleotide messenger RNA. RefSeq names its product UDP-galactose transporter. The coding region runs from base 560 to 3247 and encodes 895 amino acids. The transcript has 4 exons. Gene Ontology annotation, cellular component: Golgi membrane. NCBI's taxonomy places the organism in Eukaryota, Fungi, Ascomycota, Sordariomycetes, Glomerellales, Glomerellaceae. Gene Ontology annotation, biological process: pyrimidine nucleotide-sugar transmembrane transport. The record is from RefSeq and is a predicted model, not a curated record. Gene Ontology annotation, molecular function: pyrimidine nucleotide-sugar transmembrane transporter activity.